Messenger RNA from Botrytis deweyae, 918 nucleotides. RefSeq lists its product as uncharacterized. Gene Ontology annotation, biological process: Golgi organization. Gene Ontology annotation, cellular component: endoplasmic reticulum-Golgi intermediate compartment; endoplasmic reticulum; membrane. NCBI's taxonomy places the organism in Eukaryota, Fungi, Ascomycota, Leotiomycetes, Helotiales, Sclerotiniaceae. The transcript has 4 exons. The record is from RefSeq and is a predicted model, not a curated record. Bases 1 to 918 code for a protein of 305 amino acids.
AUGUCGAUACGCGGUAAUGCAGGGUAUGGUUUAGGUGGGCAGAACUCAUUCGGAGCAGGACCAAGUAUGGGUGGUAUGGAUAAACAGAACGAACCUGGCACUCUCGAUGCGAUCAGAGAACAAACAAGCAAGAUUGAGGAUUUCUUGGAUACAUUAAGUGAUCCGGUUAAGCCAUACUUGCCAGCCAUCGGACGAUUCUUGAUUGUCGUUACAUUCCUGGAAGAUGCAUUGAGAAUAAUUACACAGUGGAGCGAUCAACUAUUAUAUCUGCAUGAUUACCGACACAUCCCAAGCGGUCUUACACAUCUCUUCCUGAUCGUUAACGUACUCGCAAUGGUCUCAUGCUCUACACUUGUUAUCACACGAAGAUACUCGGAUUACGCUGUCGGUGGAUUGAUUGGCGUAGUAAUCGUACAAGCUCUUGGAUAUGGUCUCAUCUUCGAUCUCAACUUUUUCCUCCGCAACCUUUCGGUCAUGGGUGGUCUAUUGAUGGUUCUGUCCGAUUCAUGGGUCCGCAAAUCAAAGGCUUUUGCUGGUCUCCCGGAGAUCGAUGAGAAAGACCGCAAAAUGUACUUCCAGCUUGCUGGCCGUGUCUUGUUAAUCUUCCUCUUCGUCGGAUUUGUUUUCAGUGGCACCUGGAGUGUUUGGAGAGUGAUUGUAGCCCUUUUCGGUCUCGUUGCAUGUGUUAUGGUUGUCGUGGGCUUCAAGGCAAAGUUCAGUGCUAUCAUGCUUGUGCUUAUCUUGAGUGUUUUUAACGUAUUGGUAAACAACUUUUGGACUCUUCACGAACACCACCCCCACAAGGACUUCGCAAAGUACGAUUUCUUCCAAAUUCUAUCUAUUGUAGGAGGUCUCCUCCUCCUUGUCAACAGCGGACCAGGGAAAUACUCCAUCGACGAGAAGAAGAAGGUCUACUAA